UGUAAAUGGGCAUGGAGCUAAUCAUCUGAUGGGAGUAUAGUACAGCUCUAGCGCUGCUCUACUCAGCCAGUUCUAGCCAUGGCGGAGAGAGGGGACACCACUGACAUGGAUGCUCUAAGAUUGGAGGUGGAACAAGCAUUCUCUCGACGAAAGAAAAAAAAGUUUAAGGCCUAUAUGCGUGAUUUGGAGUGGAUGUAUGAGCACUGCUUUAGCAGGGAACUGUUUGAUGUGUACACUGGAGAUCGUUCCAAGCUCACACUGUUUGACAUGCAAACAUACAGGCAGUGGAAGAGUCACAUCGAUUAUGAGAGAGUUAUUCAUUUCCGACGAUUGCGGCAACGAAAUAUCAUAAUUCAGCCGUUAGUGUUGUCUAAGAUUGAGCAAGAGAGAGCUGGCUACAUAGACACUGAAAUCCAUCAGCAAGUUUUGGAGCUGCUUCGUUACUAUUGUGAGUCAUUCUUCACUGGAAUGGUUGUUCGAAUCGCUCCUCCAAUUGACAUCUCAACGAUCAAGAAAAUCACAAAGAGAGUUCACAGUAAAACACAUCGUGAACAAUAUCUUGUGGGAGAUCUACUCAAGUAUCUCCAGUCCAUUUCCCCAAGAGAUGCCUUCAGUAUUGUGGGUGUGACGAUGGUGGAUAUAUACCCGGGGCCAGAAUGGAACUUUGUGCUGGGGCAAGCCUCGACUACGACAGGUUGUGGAGUGUUCAGUUUCGGGCGGUUCUUCAAAGUUGUGCCUCAGCUUGACAGGAAAUUGGCAGAGAGUUGCCAAGUUAAAGAAAUGUGGGUUCUUAUGCGGGUGAUGACUCACGAGCUAUGUCACAUCUUCGGCAUCAAGCACUGCUACUAUUUUCAAUGCUCCCUCAACGAGAGCUCCUCCAUCAGUGAAGCUGCAACACAGCCUCUCUUUGUCUGUCCCAUUUGUCUCAAAAAGCUGCGAAAAUCGCUCCAAUUUAAUACCCUUGAGCGGUAUCAAGUGUUGCUAGAGGCAACCCGUCUUAUGCAGAGUGCUGUGAUUGAAGCCCUCCAAGUGUGGUCCGAGAGAGGGGGUACCAUGGCAACCACGAGUCAUCUGUCUGACGAGGAUUGCAUAGAAUCAUCUGAUGAACAACUAUACACUACGGAAAGUGUUGAUUCAUCAACAACCAACUUGGAUGAUGACAAUUGCGAAACUAUUAAAGCCUCAAUUUUAGUAGACCCAUUAUCAUCUGAAAACGUCGAAGCAUUACUACCUCAGUCGUCCAAUGGGAUUAGAGUCAUCAGCUUGGUCCACCACCCUUCCAUCAGCAGUCUCCCUAAAGAACUAUGGCACAGCGAACAAUUGGAAUAUUUCAACAGAGCCAUUGAUUGGCUAGAAAGAACAAUUGCAAAUUUUGAGGCUUUUGAGCAAAACUGGGAAGAGAGGAAACUGCACACUAGUGGGAGGACACGCUUCACCUUGCCAACCAUAGUGUUCCCUGGGUUCCUAUAGUGUGGCCAAUGGCUGUGUGUGUGUGUUCGUGUGUCUGUACUUCUUGUAUAUACAUUUCAAUCACUCAAAUAAUAAUUUAUUGUGUUUAUAGUACUAAUUACUAAUUACCGUGUUUGUUAUAUUAUGUUGUUCCAAUCUUGAACUUAAA
Halichondria panicea is the source of this 1618-nucleotide messenger RNA. RefSeq names its product archaemetzincin-1-like. Bases 79 to 1470 code for a protein of 463 amino acids. Lineage: Eukaryota; Metazoa; Porifera; Demospongiae; Suberitida; Halichondriidae. Gene Ontology annotation, molecular function: metallopeptidase activity. The transcript is spliced from 2 exons. The record is from RefSeq and is a predicted model, not a curated record. Gene Ontology annotation, biological process: proteolysis.